Messenger RNA from Tricharina praecox, 1990 nucleotides. Its product is annotated as MFS sugar transporter-like protein. The record is from RefSeq and is a predicted model, not a curated record. Gene Ontology annotation, biological process: transmembrane transport; carbohydrate transport. Bases 187 to 1878 code for a protein of 563 amino acids. The transcript has 8 exons. Gene Ontology annotation, cellular component: membrane. Gene Ontology annotation, molecular function: carbohydrate:proton symporter activity. Lineage: Eukaryota; Fungi; Ascomycota; Pezizomycetes; Pezizales; Pyronemataceae.
CCUUUUUCCGUGUCAGAAGCAGUUCGCCUGCAAUCAUUCUCUGCAGCUGUUUGGAGGUUUCGUGAUACCCUCAUGAGUUUACGCACGUAUUGUUUCCUCUCCCAGUGACGUUAAGACACCAUCAUAGAACACACGUCCGGAUCUACCUAGCUCUUCGUUCCCGAGAAUAUCGUCCACGUCUACGUGAUGGAAGAAAAAAUCGAACCUGGGUGCGGCACACCGUCGGAGCUACCUAUUACCCAUUACGAAGUAGCACGAACAACGGAACUUGCGAAGGAUCCGGAGGCGCUUGCCAGGUCGUACGGCCCGGCAGGAUUGAAGGGUCUGCUUCAAUCGGGAUUCGUCGUAAGAUGCGCGGUCUUUGCCGCGAUGGGUGGCUUCCUGUUCGGCUACGACCAGGGCGUGAUAUCGAUCACGUUGACGAUGGAUCACUUCAACGACAUGUUUCCGAGGAUCGAUGCGAACCGGAAUUCUUCGGCAGGCUUCUGGAAAGGGUUGAUGACCGCCAUGUUGCAGCUCGGCGCACUGUUGGGCGCAGCACAGGCAGGGUUUCUAGCCGAUAGACUUUCGAGGAAAUAUGCGAUGUUCGUGGGGUUCAUCUGGUUCCUGAUUGGCAGUGCGAUCCAGACAGGUUCCGUGACAUACGCCAUGCUUGUCAUCGGCCGUACCGUUGGCGGAAUUGGAAUCGGUACCUUGUCCAUGGUGGCGCCCCUCUACAUCUCGGAAAUAUCGCCUCCAAACGUGCGUGGUUCGUUGCUGGUUUUGGAGGAAUGGAGCAUCGUCUUUGGAAUCAUCGUCGCGUUCUACAUCACCUACGGUACCCGGUUUAUCGUCAGCGAUUGGUCAUGGCGACUCCCGUUCCUUCUCCAGCUUUUCCCAGCUAUUGUUCUCUGCGCCUUUAUGAAGAUAUUGCCGUUCUCGCCCCGUUGGCUCGCUGCGCAAGGCCGCGACGAAGAGGCACUCAAGACUCUGGUGAGACUGCGGCAGCUGCCCGAGACGGAUGAGCGUGUUAUAGCCGAGUGGAUAGAGGUCCGCGCGGAGGCGGCAGUGCAGAAGGAGGUUCAGGCCGAGCGCCACCCCAACCUUGUGGCCGACACUAGUACCAUCGCCGGUUUGAAACUUGAGCUCGUUAGCUGGGCGGACACAUUCCGCAAGAAUAGCUAUAAGCGCACGUUAGUUGGAAUGGGAUUGAUGCUUUUCCAACAGCUCGUCGGAAUCAACGCGAUGAUCUACUAUGGCCCCUCACUGUUUGAAUCUCUCGGGCUCGACUACGAGAUGCAACUCAACAUGUCCGGUGUCAUGAACAUACUGCAGCUUGUCGGAGUGACUCCAGCCAUCUUCCUGAUGGACCGCGUCGGACGUCGACCUCUCCUCCUCUGGGGUUCAGCAGCAAUGUUCAUCUGCCACGUGAUCGUCGCAGCCGUAAUCGGCACGUACCAAGGAGAAUGGGAACAGAACAAGGGCGCCGCCUGGGCCGGGAUCUCCUUCAUUUUCGUGUACAUGGUCGCCUUCGGCCUCAGUUGGGGCCCCGUCGCUUGGGCGAUGCCAGCAGAGCUCUUCAACUCCACCCUGCGCGCAAAGGGCGUUGCACUAGCCACCUGCUCAAACUGGUUUAAUAACUUCAUCAUCGGUCUCAUCACCCCGCCACUAGUCCAGCACUCUGCUUAUGGUGCGUUCGUUUUCUUUGCGGUGUUUUCGCUGCUCUCUGGCGUGUGGACUUGGUUCGUCGUGCCCGAGACCUGUGGCCGCUCGCUCGAGGACAUGGACGAGAUCUGGGGGGAUGACUCGGGGAAGAAGGAUAAGGAGCGGACGCUCGUGGUGGUGUCGAGAUUGGAGCGCCAGCUGGCGGAGAGAAGCUCGGCGGUGAAAGCUAUGUAAACGCUUGAUGAAGGCAUGUAUGCACGCUAUGUAAGAACGCAUGACGAUGGUGUACGAGGAUGGAUUUAUACGCUAUAUAGUACUUGUAUGUAAAAUUUAAUUACGAUUCCCC